GUGUGUUUCUUCUUCCGCCACAACAGAAUUUCACAAAUAUUCACCACCACUUCCAUUAAAAAAUCUGAGAGAAAGGAAACGAAAGAGUGAGGAGUAGCUAAAUAAGAUCCAAGCCUUACUCCAACGGUAUUCUCAGCUCAAUCACUAUUUUCAGGUAAUGGCCCCGAGAUGGAAAGGGAAAACAGCUGAAGCAAAAGCCCUAGCAGAGCCAAUGUCUCUAAUAGUCUCGAAGCUUCAAACCUCUCUGAUCGAAUCCAAUGCUCAAGGACUGCUUUCAGGGAGUGCGGUGCUUCUGCAAGCUCUCCCGGAACAAACUGAACUACUAUACGGUGCUUGUAUUGGUCGUCCUGUUAUAACUGCAGAGAAGGAUAAGCAAUGGCACCAACUAAGUUUCGAAGAAGCUCUGUACUUGUGCUCUGUCUUGAAAUGUAUCAAUGUUGCCGGUGAAAAUAAGUGUGCGAUAAGUGAUGAAGAGUUGUGGCAUUACAUGGUGGCCAGCAGAGUUGGUUUCCCUGUUCUGUUUAAAGCGUAUUCUCAUCUUCGCAGGAAGAACUGGGUGGUGAGGGCAGGGUCUCAAUACGGUGUCGACUAUGUUGCCUACCGUUACCAUCCAGCUUUCGUGCACUCUGAAUACGCAGUCCUUGCCUUGCCUGAUGAGGAUGGUGAUGGUGAAAAUGCCCGGUUGAAGGUCUGGUCUGAUUUUCACUGCACACUUCGACUUUGUGGCAGUGUUGCGAAAACCUUGUUGGUUCUUCACAUCAGCAGAAACGGGGAAGACACCACCUCUGUCUCUCGUUUGGAGCAUUAUUCUGUCGAGGAGAGGAUUGUGACAAGGUGGAAUCCUGAGGUAAGUCGCGAGAAUCAAACUAUGAUAGUGAAGAAAUGAUAUGAUAUAAAUCAUCCAUUCCAAGCAUAAAGUAGUGAUGUUGUAUCUGUAGAGGUACAUUGUACGACGAUGCCACUGUUCACAUAACAAUUUCAUUGACCAAGAUGCUUGUUCUAUCUUCUUAUAUUGUUAUUAAGGACUCAAAUUUUGUGGGGUGUGUAGCUAGAGUUGCGAAUCGAAUGUUUAAUGUAAAAAAAAGAACGAAAAUAGAAAAAAUCAUCAGUUUUGAAUUGGAAACGAAACCACCAAUAUUGGAUCUUCUUUUGCCUUAAAAAAGGCUUCCCAGCUUCUACCAAAAGUUCAGAUUAAUGACGAUGAUGAUGAUGAUGAUGAUGAGGAUAGCCUACUUACCGAAGAGGAUUUGGAAAAACCCCAACUGCCCUCUGUUCUUAUGCAAUAGGUGAUUGUGAAGUUGGAAUCACAAAUAAAUGUUGCAAAAAUUGCAGCUGUGGAAAAGCUGGAGAUGAGGAGAAAGUGAUGCUUGGACUUAAUAUGGACCAGAUUGAUAAUCCUCAGUCUGCUUGUGGAAGUUGUGGUCUUGGUGAUGCCCUUACAAGGGAGGGUCUACCAAAAUUUAAGAUUCGUGCAUGAGUCGAACGGGUGUUACACUAGUGUAUUUCAAAUACUUAUAUCAAUGCCUCACCUGUCUCAUUUUUAUAGAUUUGGUUGCUUUUUUUUUUGUAGUUUCUCUCUUUUUAUGUUUAAUUCCCUUUAAUGUUGUAGUAGUACUGAAAGUGUAGUUUUGCCGCGUGUGUCGUAUGCACGCGUCUUAGUUCUCAGUACUUAUCAACAAGAGUAUGCAUUCUUGGCUGGGCACGAGUUUUGCAUAAUUGGUUAAGUAGUGAAGAGGGACCCAUUCUUCACGAACAAUACUUUAAUUACUUUUUCUUUCAACUUC
Molecule: messenger RNA, 1784 nt
Organism: Salvia splendens (bonfire salvia)
Lineage: Eukaryota; Viridiplantae; Streptophyta; Magnoliopsida; Lamiales; Lamiaceae
Product: tRNA-splicing endonuclease subunit Sen2-2-like
Exons: 5
Coding region: 158-886 (242 amino acids)
Biological process (GO): tRNA-type intron splice site recognition and cleavage; tRNA splicing, via endonucleolytic cleavage and ligation
Cellular component (GO): tRNA-intron endonuclease complex; cytoplasm
Molecular function (GO): nucleic acid binding; tRNA-intron lyase activity
Source: RefSeq, a predicted model, not a curated record